This is a messenger RNA of Blepharisma stoltei, 249 nucleotides long. The record is from the annotation of a GenBank genome assembly. Lineage: Eukaryota; Ciliophora; Heterotrichea; Heterotrichida; Blepharismidae.
AUGUUUGACCAGAAGCAAAUAGCUGCUUCAGAGCUAAAAAUUGUACUGCAAGCUGAUGAAAGGGCAGCCGAUGAUAUUUGGAUUGAAAUGAUAUUAUAUCUCAUGCACCUCUAUGGAUUUCUCUAUGGGCCAAGGCUGCAUAGAUGGUUGAAGCACUUUGACAUUCAUUGCCAGGGAAGCAAGCUAAAUGCCUAUAUAAGUGAGAUUUUUAAUUUUUUUAUUAAUUUAAAAUUAAUUAAAUACUACUAG